Aspergillus costaricaensis CBS 115574 is the source of this 582-nucleotide messenger RNA. Its product is annotated as AAA-ATPase Vps4-associated 1 family protein. Gene Ontology annotation, biological process: vacuolar transport. The coding region runs from base 1 to 582 and encodes 193 amino acids. The record is from RefSeq and is a predicted model, not a curated record. The transcript has 4 exons. Gene Ontology annotation, cellular component: endosome. Lineage: Eukaryota; Fungi; Ascomycota; Eurotiomycetes; Eurotiales; Aspergillaceae.
AUGUCAAUGUCCCUCCAAAACAUCUGGCAUCUGCGCCGAGUAGCAGAUACAGCCGCCAAAGCAUGUUACAUUUGCUACAAGCCAUCGAGUAGUGUAUUAAUCACGCCUGAUAAUCGGGACUUCUUCUACGUCUGCCCCUCUCACCUCCAAGACCGUCACUUCUGUUCUCCUAUUGUCGAUACAGAAGCGGCGGCCGCCAAGGCGAAAGAGGAGGCUAUGGCGAGGGAAAUUGAGAGGGUGAAGAAGGAGUAUGAAGAGAAGCAGCAGCGGAAGAAGAAUAAGGAUGCUGAGAAGGAGAAGGAUAAGAAGGAAGAUGAUAAAGACAAGGAAAAGGAUGAUAAGUCUGCUACGAAGAAGGGGGAUGAGGAGGAUAAGAAAAUGCAAAAGGAACGGGAUGAUAAGAUCGAGAGUAUCAAGAAAUCGACCACCUCGGCGGAUGACUCGCCGAGGGUAUUUGCGUUGCAUAAGAACUUCUAUCAGAUGCGUAUCGACAGGAUGCGCAAUGCUGAGAUGGCUAGAAGGAAUCGUCAGCGUUUGCAGGAUCCUUCUCUGUUCCCGUCUGUUCCGACUGGGGGGCUGUGA